This is a messenger RNA of Paramecium tetraurelia, 636 nucleotides long. RefSeq lists its product as uncharacterized. The record is from RefSeq and is a predicted model, not a curated record. Gene Ontology annotation, cellular component: Golgi apparatus. Gene Ontology annotation, molecular function: GTPase activity; GTP binding. Lineage: Eukaryota; Ciliophora; Oligohymenophorea; Peniculida; Parameciidae. The transcript has 3 exons.
AUGAAUAAAUAACAAUGUAAUUACCAUUAUAGUUUUAAAUUUAUCAUUGUCGGCAAUUCUGGAGUUGGAAAAAGUUGUUUACUCCAAUAAUUUAUCGAAGGUUAAUUUAAAAAUAACAUUGAUUCAACAGUUGGAAUAGGAUUUGGAUAGAAAGACAUCAUUUAUAAAGACAGCGUUAUUAGAAUCAAUAUUUGGGAUACUGCAGGUUAAGAGUCAUUUAGGUCGAUUACAAGAGCAUAUUAUAGAGGAUCAAUUGCAUGUCUAUUAGUUUAUGAUGUGACAAAGAAAAAAACAUUCCAUCAUCUCAUUAAUUGGUUAAAUGAGGUAAAGCAAGAUUCAUCAGCCGAGAUAAUGAUUGUUGGAAAUAAAAUUGAUUAGUGGGGAAGGGAAGUUUCUCAAGAUGAAGGACAAUAACUGGCUCAAUAAAUUGGCUGUUUAUAUUUAGAAACAUCAGCAAGAACAGGGGAAAAUGUUAUACAAGCUUUUGAAACCUUAGUACAACGAAUUUAUAUGAAAAUUAAGAAUAAGGAAAUAGAUUUAGAUGAUCCAUAAAAUGGGAUUAAAUUAGGUCAGAUGUCUGAAGUGUAGCCAGUUAUUAAACAAUCUAAUGGAAAUUAGAAAUCUUCAUGUUGCUGA